AUGGCCACUACGGAUGAUGAAAAGCACCCCAAGUUCGAGGCUCCCGGGUCCCCAGAGAUGGGGUCCCAGGAGUUCAUCGAGAAUGCGGAUGGCCUUCAGCGACGACUUAACAAUCGUCAAAUCCAACUAAUAGCCAUCGGUGGCUCGAUUGGUACUGCUCUCUUCGUCAGCAUCGGAAGUGGACUUUCCACAGCCGGACCGGCCAGCCUUUUCUUGGCUUAUGCUCUGUAUUCCAUGGUUCUCGGACUGGUAAACAACUCUCUGGCGGAGAUGACUGUCUACAUGCCCGUGUCUGGAGGUUUCAUUCGCCUGGCAGGUCACUGGGUCGAUGAUGCUUUGGGAUUCAUGGCUGGCUGGAACUUCUUCUUGUACGAGGCUCUGCUGAUUCCCUUCGAAAUCACGGCACUCAACCUUGUCAUCUCCUUUUGGGACGAGAACAUUACCAAUCCAGGCCCGACUGCCGGUAUUUGUGCCGCCGUUAUCGUUUGCUAUGCUCUGCUAAACGUCCUCGCUGUGAAAGCCUAUGGUGAAGCGGAAUUUUACCUAUCCGGUGGAAAGGUUAUUCUCAUCUUCAUCCUCUUCUCCUUCACCUUCGUGACGAUGGUCGGAGGAAAUCCGAACCACGAUGCCUAUGGCUUUCGAUACUGGAAAAAUCCCGGAGCCUUCGCCGAGUACCAUUCGCAGGGCGCCCUCGGUCGCUUCGAAGGCUUUCUGACAGGCCUUUGGAGCGCAGCUUUCGCCGUCGUCGGACCCGAGUAUAUUUCCAUGGUAGCGGCCGAAGCUCAGCGCCCUCGUACAUACAUCAAGACGGCCUUCAAGACCAUUUACAUCCGCUUUGGCAUUUUCUUCAUUGGCAGCGCCCUGGCGGUCGGCAUCAUUCUUCCGUACAACGACAAGACGCUGUCUGACCUGGUUAACGGCGGAAAGGGCAGCGGCACUGCAGCAGCUUCGCCAUACGUCAUUGCCAUGCAAAACAUGGGUGUCUCUGUGUUGCCUCACAUCGUCAACGCCCUCAUGAUGACAUCCAUUUUCUCUGCUGGAAACACCUAUACCUACUGUGCAACCCGGUCACUGUACGGCUUGGCUCUCGAGGGCCGUGCCCCUCGAUUCCUGCGCAAGUGCACGAGCAAGGGUGUGCCCAUCAAUGCCUUUUUGGUCGUCAUGUGCUUCCCGUUCCUAUCCUUCCUCCAAGUUGGCAACGGCUCUGCUGUCGUGCUCGACUGGUUGGUCAGCCUGAUCACCGCCGGUGGAAUUAUCGACUACCUCGUCAUGUCUGUCACAUACCUCUGGUUCUACAAAGCUUGCAAGGCCCAAGGCGUUGACCGGAAGACGCUGCCCUAUGUUGGCUGGGGACAGCCUUACUGCGCCAUCAUCGCCCUCGUUAUUCAGCUUCUCGUGGUUGGGGGAUACGGAUACGAGGCUUUCAUGCCUUGGGAUGUCUCGGCCUUCUUCCGCAACUACACCAUGCAGCUCCUGGCACCCAUCCUCUUCAUCUUCUGGAAGGUCGUGAAGCGCACCCGAGUUGUCCGCCCCAGUGAGCUGGACCUUGUCUGGCAAAAACCAACUAUUGACGCCUACGAAUCCCACUUUAUCGAGCCCCCGACUGGAUUCUGGACGGAGAUGUUGCAGUUGGUUAGAAUCAAGCGCAACAAGAAGGCGGCGUUUGUUGAGGCGUAA
Molecule: messenger RNA, 1677 nt
Organism: Trichoderma aggressivum f. europaeum
Lineage: Eukaryota; Fungi; Ascomycota; Sordariomycetes; Hypocreales; Hypocreaceae
Exons: 2
Coding region: 1-1677 (558 amino acids)
Biological process (GO): amino acid transmembrane transport
Cellular component (GO): membrane
Molecular function (GO): amino acid transmembrane transporter activity
Source: RefSeq, a predicted model, not a curated record